Cuscuta epithymum is the source of this 2385-nucleotide messenger RNA. Lineage: Eukaryota; Viridiplantae; Streptophyta; Magnoliopsida; Solanales; Convolvulaceae. The record is from the annotation of a GenBank genome assembly.
CCCAUCUACUCAGCCCAACAGAGCCCCUCAAUCCCUCCUGCCAUCCUGUGCGCAGCAACAGACAAUAGGAAGCGGACGGUUGACGCGUCCAGACUCCGGGCAGAACUUCCGACUUUCAGUUUCUCAUUCCGGCCUUCCAGAUUCCUCUUGCCGCCGCUCGCCUCGUUAGAGACCGGAAUUUCAGGGACGCAACAAGCUCCCCUGCCUUGCCGAUUUUAGGGGGAAACAAAACAAGUCUAUUAAAAGAGAAAUGGAAAACACCGCUGUUGAUUCGAGUUUCCACCGCACUUUCAAAUACCUACUAGCUACACAAUUUCUGUCAAGGGGAAUCCCGUUCGUAUUCAAUUCCUGGAUUGUUAGACAUCUAUCAGAAGAAGAUUAUGUGGUUUGUGCUGUACAAUUCCAUCUGUUUGUGACAUGCAUAUUGUUUUUGAGUAGAGAGGGAUUCAGGCGAAUUUGCAUGAGGGAAGAUAUUACAUGGGGGAAACAAAACAAGUCUAUUAAAAGAGAAAUGGAAAACACCGCUGUUGAUUCGAGUUUCCACCGCACUUUCAAAUACCUACUAGCUACACAAUUUCUGUCAAGGGGAAUCCCGUUCGUAUUCAAUUCCUGGAUUGUUAGACAUCUAUCAGAAGAAGAUUAUGUGGUUUGUGCUGUACGAUUCCAUCUGUUUGUGACAUGCAUAUUGUUUUUGAGUAGAGAGGGAUUCAGGCGAAUUUGCAUGAGGGAAGAUAUUACAUGGGAUGGUGAUUCAGCAGCAGGAGAAACUGAAGCUCAGAUUUUGAAAGUCGCCUGGAUGACCUUCCCAUUAGGGGUACUGGUCACAUUUUCUGCUUGUUUGAUUGUAUUCUGGUGGCAAGAUCUGGGUUAUUCCAGUCCUUAUGGACGAGCUAUCUUGAUUAAUGGUUUUGCAUGCAUUCUUGAGCUACUGGCAGAACCAUUCUUUAUUUUGGCCCAAAAAUUGGCUCUUCUCAAAUUGCGGCUGAUUGUUGAAACUGCUGCCACUCUUUCACGUUGUAUAGUAACAUAUGCUCUCAUCCUGAAGCAACCAAGCUCGGAGAAAGCAAUUGUAUUUUCGAUGUCACAGGUUGCGUAUGGAGCAUCUAUUUUCAUAGGCUACUGGGCAUACUUUCUUCUGUGCCAAUUAUACACAACUCGUGUUCUAUUUCCGUUCCGGAUAGGAAAUACAAAAAGCUAUGAUCAACGGCUUGUGAACAUGUGCAUGAUACUUAAUCUUCAAUCCGUUCAGAAGUUGAUUCUUCAGGAAGGUGAAAGGAUGGUCCUUGUAUGGUGUGAUACACCAUAUCACCAAUCAGUAUAUGGACUUGUAGACAAACUAGGGAGCCCAGUGGUGAGGCUGAUUUUUCUUCCCUUUGAAGAAAGCUCAUAUGCAACGUUUGCAAGGCCUGCAUCAGGAGAUCAAGAACGGAAAAAGGAGAAAUUGGGAAGGAGUCUGACAGAUGCGCUGAAGCUUGUUUUGCUUAUUGGUUUAGUUGUUAUCGCAUUUGGUCCAAGCUAUUCAUAUUCCCUCAUCAGAUUGCUGUAUGGUAGAAAAUGGAGCGAUGGAGAAGCUACCAAAGUACUCCAAUGUUAUUGCCUUUAUGUGAUAGUUUUGGCCACGAGCGGGACGUCUGAAGCAUUUCUACAGGCAGUUGCAACAAAGAAAGAACUUAAACGGUCAAAUGGUUCAUUGUUUGCCUUCCCAUUGAUAUAUGUGAUCAUUAACGUCUUGCUUAUCAGAUCAGCAGGCGCAGUUGGAUUGAUUUUAGCAAACUCUCUGCAUAUGAUCCUCAGGAUAGUUUACUCAGCGGUUUUCAUCAAAAAGUAUUUCAAGGAAUCAUCAUCCUUUGCGUUUAGAGCUUGCAUGCCUGGAGGUUAUGAAUUUGUGUUGGUUUCAGGAGUAGCCACCUUCAUAGUUGAAAAGAUGUACCUUAACCGAGACAGCUUCUCGGCCACCUUUACCGUUCACUUCUCAUUUGGUUUAUUCUGUUUUCUUGUGGCCGCUUUCAUAAUCUAUCAAAAGGAGAGGCCUUUUAUCGCGAAAAUUAUACGCUUCCGCGAACACGCUGAUUGAAUGUGCUAAAGAAUUACAUCUUGGUUAAUAGGGUUUGUGAAAAGUUUUUCUCUAUUUCAAGAUCAAGGAAUCAUAAGCACCGAGGAUUACGAGGAUAUUAUUGUCUAAUGAUACGAGGAUUACGAGCAUUUCUGGUGGUAUACUAUGCUUGCUACCAGAUGUUCACCCCACACUUUUUAUAAUUCAUUUGCCUUCCACACAAUUAUGUCACGGAAUUUGUACAACCAUAUGUUUUGUAUUCAAUCCUCUUGAGUGUUGAACCUAUCUAGUAGAGUAGAUAAUUUUAGUUUUUCAAGGGAAAAUUGGCCCUU